This is a messenger RNA of Schistosoma turkestanicum, 371 nucleotides long. NCBI's taxonomy places the organism in Eukaryota, Metazoa, Platyhelminthes, Trematoda, Strigeidida, Schistosomatidae. The record is from the annotation of a GenBank genome assembly.
GACAGUUUUUGAGGGUAUUUAAAUCUGAUGAUAAUGCUGUUGAAGACAGAUGCUACAAUAGGUAUGUUGAUAGAAAAAUUCACAUUAUCUUCUACUUUAGGCACCGUGAAAGGACGCAUAGCGAAUCCAUCUUCUAUAUGUAUCGUUACAUUGGGACAUAUGUUUGCCUCUUAUCAAUACUCAUUACCUGCAACUUAAAUUUCAUUUUCCAACACGGAAAGUCGAAUUUUGCAACUGCAAAUGUCCUUUUUUCUGCACCUCAACUAUCGGUUGUUACUGGUCUCAAAGCUCAUGCUUUGUUCCUGACAAUUCACGUGCAUCCCAGCGCGUCACCUCGAACUUGUUUCAAAUCCAUCAUGAAAAUCAGAGUA